Messenger RNA from Jaminaea rosea, 4524 nucleotides. RefSeq lists its product as hypothetical. NCBI's taxonomy places the organism in Eukaryota, Fungi, Basidiomycota, Exobasidiomycetes, Microstromatales. Gene Ontology annotation, biological process: ergosterol biosynthetic process; isoprenoid biosynthetic process; coenzyme A metabolic process. Bases 1 to 4524 code for a protein of 1507 amino acids. The transcript is spliced from 3 exons. Gene Ontology annotation, cellular component: peroxisomal membrane; endoplasmic reticulum membrane. Gene Ontology annotation, molecular function: hydroxymethylglutaryl-CoA reductase (NADPH) activity; protein binding. The record is from RefSeq and is a predicted model, not a curated record.
AUGGGACAGCUUCAUGCUGAGCCCCAAGUCAGGAGCAAGGCGGGCUCGGCGUCAUCGUCCUCGGACCUGCGCUCCCUUUCGCAGUCGUGGCCACGCACCUUGAUCCGCACAUUGGCACAUCGAGCGACCCGCAACCCGAUUGAGGUCAUUGUGACCGUCUUCAUCAUCGUCACACUAGCGUACUUCCAGCUCCUCAAGGCCGUCGCCCACUCCGACUUCUUUGAGCCACUCAAGCGCGAUGCUGUCCAGCUCGCCGCCGCCUCUUCGACUUCGAACCGCACACCACCAACGUCGACGGGCGCCAUUGAGAGUCAGACGACGACUUUCUUCAGAGAAGCAGGAGGAAAGGCGGCCUGGCAGCCACUUGCAGACGACGCCGCGCUGCAUCCCAAGGACGCCACGACACUCAUCAUAGAGCCAGUCAUUCUCGCCGACUCGGAGAAGGGGAGUACUUCGCCAUCAGCGGCAGCUCGUCAGGGAACCGUGCCUCUCAAGGACGCCUACUUGCCUGCCGUCGCAGAGCAGCUCUACUCUGAGCUCUCUCAAAAUUGCACUGAGCUCGCCACCCCGACAAAGAUCUAUGAUGCCAUUGGCGAUCUCAACGCCUACAGCUUCGGUCGAGUGUUUCAGGAGGGGAGCUUCGUCUCACCUCGCAAGGCUCUCCUCGAGGUAGCAAGCGACUCGGCCAUUUUGGCCUCGAUCGUGGACAACGCCUCGCGAUCCGUAGAAGCCGGCAAGCAACGCGCUCGGGGUCCCGCAGCAGCUGCAGACGCUAAGCUGCUCACUCAGAAGGAUCGACAGCUCAAUCUCAUCUCCGUCAUCUCCGAUUCUGAUCUGGAGCAGUACACCCCCGGAGGACGUAGAAAGUCCGGUGCAACCGAGGAGUUGCGCAACAUUCGCUGGCUUGCCUACACGAUCCGGGCCUUUGUGAUCCGUUUUUGGGCUUUGCUGCAAAAGGCUGACUCGGCAGAUAUCGGCGUCAUGCUGUUGGCCUAUGUCAUGAUGCACGGCACCUUUGUCAACCUGUUCCUGUCGAUGCGCAAGUUUGGCAGUAACUUCUGGCUGGGCACCUGCGUCCUCGCCUCCUGCAUCUUCGCCUUCCUCUGUGCCCUCACUGCAGCAUCCGUCCUUGGAGUCGUCGUCGACCCCAUCUGCCUCUCCGAGGCUUUGCCCUUCCUCGUCAUCAUCGUCGGCUUUGAGAAGCCCUUCCUUCUUACCCGCGCCGUCUUCACCCACCCAGAGAUUGCGCCCGAGCCGGUCGACUCGCAAGUGACGCCAAGGGGCGAUGAUGCUAUGGCCUCAGACCUCGGCAGCAGCCAGGACCUCGCCGGAUUGACGAGCGAAGACCCGCAGAUGUCACAAGAGGAGUCUUUUGUUCGAGCGCUCACCGCUCGUCUGAAGUCAGAGCCAAAGCUGCGCUGGUCAUCGCCUACACCGCUUCCAGCACCCGACGUGGUCAGCAGCGCAGUCGAGGAAGUAGGCCCGCAGCUGGCUCGCGACUACGCCAUCGAGAUUGCCGUACUCCUCGUCGGUGCAACGAGCGGUCUCAGCGGCCUGCGGGAGUUUUGCCAGCUGGCCGCCCUCAUUCUGGCAUUCGACUGCGCCUUCCUUAUGAUCUUCUUCGUCGCGAUCCUCACCGUCAUGGUCGAGGUGCACCGCAUCAAGGUCAUGCGAGGGCUGCGCGCCCCGAGGCCCAGGCCUAGCACCCCGCCCAACGUCGAUUCAGACGAGCCCGUCUCCAAUGUCACGACGCCGACGUCCAUCCGAAGUGACGAAAGCGCCGCUGCCCUUCGUCAGGUUUCACCUGACAGGAAGAAGGCUGCUCGUCCCCUCUGGCGUCGUGUGCUGAAGUUGCUGCUGGGCAAGGUGCCGUUCGAGCGCAGCCGCAGCGGCAAGGAGAACCCGGUGGCUCGCCUCAAGCUGCUCCUCAUCACAGCCUUCCUCACCAUGCACUCGCUUAACCUCGUCUCGACCCUGACGGCUCAGUCGGCCAUUUCUCGCCAUCAAUCGAUCGAGGAGCUCAAUCUUUUCGACGCCCUCUCGACGUCAUCGCCUCUCUUCGCCCCCGUCACGGACUCGCCCACUCUGUCGCCCAUUUUGUCCAGCAUUGCUUUGUCGCAGGGCAAGGAACGCGACGUCAUUGUCAAAGUCGCCAAUCCGGUCAUCUUUGUUCUCAUUGACGGCGCUCCCGAGGCCGACGAGGACCGGAGCCAGCUUGCCGAUGCUGCUCUGAACGCUUCAGGCGGCGCCGGCUCAUCUGUCCGCCACUCCUCGUCAUCCAACAACGUCGCAAGCUCGGUCAAGGCCUCCUUUGGCAGGGGAGGCGGCUCGCUAGCCGUCCUCGACAGCUUCAUGACCGGCUGGUCAAUCAUCGUUGGUGACCCGGUCAUCUCCAAGUGGAUGUCACUCGCCCUGGCCAUCAGCAUCUUCCUCAACGCUCAUCUCCUCAAGGGCAUCGCGUCAGGCAACGCUGCCGUGACGCAGGGCAACGCAGCCGGCGCUGCAGUCUUCGCCGCAGCUCGCAUGCUUGGCGCUCACUUCGAUCAGGAGCGAGACUUGAAGACGACCAGCCCUAAGCCCCCUUACUACCGCUCAAGAUCUCAUCCGCCAGUUGCCAAGGCUGGUCGACCCGCGACCGAGUCGGCUGAGCUGACGCAGUAUCACCAGAAGCUGGCAGAGCAAGCUACGAAGCAGGGAGGCAGGAAGCAGCUCGAUAAGCUGCCGAGGCCGCAGAAGGAUCAACAGCCUACCGUCGAUUCGAACACCAGUGCCACUUCGUCUUCAGCCACCACUGCCAUUCCCGCGGUCGCCAUCAGCCAAGAUGCUGGAGACGCGCUGCGAGAGCUCAAGAAGCCCGAUAUCCCCGCCAGCUCGGAGGGCGAAGGAGCAAUGGGUAUGCCCGACGAGCGCAGGAGUGGCCUGCGAUUGCAGCCUACCAGCCACAUUGGACGCGAUGGACGCACAGAGACGCGCCCCUUCGAGCAGCUGCUGGACAUCUACGCCGGUGGAGGAGGUGUGUUCCGCCUCAACGAUGAGGAGAUUACCAUCCUUGCGCAAAAGGGGAAGAUUGCGCCGUACGCACUCGAGAAGACGCUGCAGGACCCGGCGAGGGCGGUCAGGGUGCGAAGAGCGCUCGUCUCUCGCGCAUCGUUUUCCGGCACGCUCGAGUCAUCGCUCCUCCCGCACUUGGGCUACGACUACAGCCAAGUCAUGGGCGCCUGCUGCGAGAAUGUCGUUGGCUUUAUGCCGAUCCCGGUGGGCAUUGCUGGGCCGCUCAACAUCGACGGCCAGGUGACACCGAUUCCUAUGGCGACAACAGAGGGAACGCUCGUCGCCUCAACUUCGCGAGGCUGCAAAGCCCUCAACGCCGGUGGUGGUGUGACGACUGUCCUCACUCAGGACGCCAUGACGCGCGGCCCCGCCAUCGAGUUCCCGAGCAUCGUCUCUGCGGCCAAGUGCAAGCGCUGGAUCGACUCAGCCGAGGGCGCGAAAGCUAUCAAAGCUUCCUUCGACUCGACGUCACGCUUCGCCCGCCUCGCAUCCUUGCGCUCCGUGAUGGCUGGGCGCACUCUCUAUGUCCGCUUCGCCACGGCGACGGGAGAUGCCAUGGGGAUGAACAUGAUUUCAAAGGGCGUAGAGAAGGCGUUGGGCAUGCUCAUCGAGGACCACUUCCCCGAGGCGGUCAUUCUGUCCCUGUCGGGCAACUACUGCACCGACAAGAAGCCCGCAGCGAUCAACUGGAUCGAGGGCAGAGGAAAGAGCGUGGUGGCAGAAGCGGUCGUGCCGGGCAAGGUGGUCAAGACGGUCCUCAAGACUACCACCGAGGCUCUUGUGAGGUUGAACACGCGCAAGAACCUCGUCGGGUCUGCUAUGGCCGGCUCCGUAGGUGGCUUCAAUGCGCACGCAGCCAACAUCCUCACGGCCAUCUACCUCGCCACCGGGCAGGACCCAGCACAGAACGUUGAGUCGUCCAACUGCAUUACCCUCAUGGAGGCCUUGCCGUCCAAGAGCGGCGAUGAGGAUGAGGAUGACGACCUACUGAUCACCUGCAGCAUGCCCAGCAUCGAGGUGGGCACCGUUGGUGGUGGCACUGGUCUCUCACCUCAGCGUGCGAUGCUGGAGCUGCUGGGUGUGGCCGGUGCGAACUCGACGACGCCCGGUGCCAAUGCUCAGCGCUUGGCCCGCAUCAUCGUUGCGUCGGUCAUGGCUGGUGAACUCUCCCUCAUGUCGGCUCUCGCGGCCGGUCAUCUCAUCAGAGCACACAUGGCACACAACCGCUCAGCGCCGCCUACUGCUCCUGCCACGCCCGGAGCCAUGACGCCGGCGCUGAGCUCGGAGGGUUCCAACAACAACUUGCCUGGCUUGUCGAUCAUGACCCCGCUCGUGGCUACGCCUGUGCAGAGUAGGCAAUCUCCUGCGGCUGAAGGAGGGCCGGGACCCAGCAAUGGGAGUGCGAGGAAGGCGAGGUCUGGUAGUGGCGGUUCUGUAGCCGGUGGGCAUGGGAAGGCGGCCACGACGGGAUGA